AUGCUCUCGUCACUCAGGCCUCUCCGCGCACUCUCUCGCACCGUGCCGUUGAGUGCACACCCUCCUCGACCUCGCGCACCGACAAGCCUGCAUGUCGCGCGACCCGCCCGCCCAUUCUCCUCGUCCAGCAAACGCACGGCGUCGAAGUACGUGCGUUUUGGCGGUGACUCGAAGCAGACGACGAACGUAUGGCGAUUCGACUUGCGCGAGAAGAUCGUCGUCGGGAUCGUGGUGGCCGGUGGUUGGUACUAUGUCGCACACUUGGAGCAGAUUGAGGACACAGGACGGUGGCGAUUCAUGGACGUGAGCCCACAACUCGAGGCGAAGCUAGCACGAGCCUCACACGAAGCGCUCGUAGCAGAGUACGGCCGCAAGGUCCUCCCGCCAAACCACCCCCUCACGCGGCACGUCCGGCGGGUCGUCGAGCGCAUUCUUGAGGCGUCCAACCUCGGUACCCUCACCCCUCCCGAGCCCGCGCACGCACUCCCGUUUGGCGAGCCCGACGGCGGGCUGUGGCACCCGGCGCCCGCGGGUCACAAGAGCGGCGUGCCUCCGACCGUCGGCGGGAAGCAGUGGAACUUGAUGGUGGUCAACGAUGACAGAGAGGUGAAUGCGGCGGCGAGCUUCGGAGACAUCAUUGUGUUCACUGGCAUUCUGCGGGCUGCGAGGGACGAAGAAGGUCUGGCCGCUGUCCUUGGGCAUGAGAUUGGACACGCAGUACUGCGACAUAUGUCCGAACGCGUAUCCUCCGCGAAGGUCCUGCUCAUCAUCGCGAGUACCUUUUCCAUGCUAGGGCUCGAGUUCGGCCUCUCCCAAAUGGUAUCUCGGCUUGUAUACGAGCUGCCAAACUCUCGUAUGCACGAACUUGAAGCGGACAAGGUUGGCCUGAGACUCAUGUCAAGAGCAUGCUACGAUCCACAAGCCGCACCUGCAAUGUUCACACGUCUAGCGAAACUCGAGGGCGCGGGCAGCCGAUUCCAGUUCCUCAGCACCCACCCUGCAACCGAACAACGCAUCGAGAAACUCGAGACCCUCCUACCGGACGCGUACGCGAUCCGCGCGGCGAGCCCAGAGUGCGCGGGCCUGAACGAUAGCUAUUCCGCGUUCCGGGAUGCGGUCUCACACGGGGGCCGGAGGGGCGCCCCGGAGAGCGAGGCGGUAUGGGGGUGGUAA
Molecule: messenger RNA, 1173 nt
Organism: Rhodofomes roseus
Lineage: Eukaryota; Fungi; Basidiomycota; Agaricomycetes; Polyporales; Fomitopsidaceae
Product: peptidase family M48-domain-containing protein
Exons: 9
Coding region: 1-1173 (390 amino acids)
Biological process (GO): mitochondrial protein processing; protein quality control for misfolded or incompletely synthesized proteins
Cellular component (GO): mitochondrial inner membrane
Molecular function (GO): metalloendopeptidase activity
Source: RefSeq, a predicted model, not a curated record